AUGCGUCGUCGCCGUGGAGCUGCUGGUGCUGGAGGUGCUGGAGGUGCUGCUGGUGCUGGAGGUGCUAGGGGUACUGGAGCUGCUGGUGCUACUGGUGCUGGAGGUGCUAGAGGUGCUGGAGCUGCUGGUGCUGGAGGUCCUGGAGGUGCUGCUGGUGAUGGAGGCCGUGGAGCUGCUGGUGCUGGAGGUGCUGGAGGUGCUGCUGGUGCUGGAGGUGCUAGGGGUACUGGAGCUGCUGGGGCUGGAGGUGCUGGAGGUGCUGGAGGUCCUGGUGGAGCUACUGGUGCCCUUCGCCACCUUCUCAGUCUUCAGCCAGGUGCUACUGGCUUCCCUGUGGCAGGUACUACUCUUCCGUUGCUGUGUCCACCGGCGGACCAGUCACAGCCGCCACUGCUACCACACUCCCCACUGCCUGCUCCUGCUCCUUACACUGCGGUGUCAGAGUCCCUGACUGAGCGUCGAGAGCCUGAGACUCGUGCUUCCACCCCUGAGCGUCGAGAGCCUGAGUCUAGCUUUGACCUUGAGCCUGAGCCUAGAGCUACUGUCCGUGCUCGUGUUCGUCGUCCGCGUGCUCCGGCUGUCCCCGACACUCACGAUAUGACACUCCGUCCUUCCUCUGUUCCUCAGCGUGUUGUCCUACCGUUACCUCCUGCGUCCUCUUUGCCUGACGUUGCUGACCCUCCGUCUGACCUUGCUCGUGCGUCCAGUCCGACUGUUACUCGCCUUCUUGCUACGGUUGUGACGGACCCUACGUUCUCGUCUCCUGCUGCGUCUGCCCUAGUAGCUGAGCUCGUUGACUUUGCUGCUGUGUACCGCCUAGACUACCUUGCGAGUCUUGUCUCUGACCCUGUCCCUGCCUGUCCUCCGUCCGUCGGGGGUGAGACUGCUCUUGGCUGUACUGCCCUUGGCUGUGACGUUCUUGAGGACAGACAGGAGGAGUUGGAGUGCCUUGCUGCCGCUUCACCCCAUCACGCGACCAUGCUGCUUGCCCCUGAAGGAGACCCGGAUGCACUUGACAUCCCCACCCCGCGCUCCUACAGGGAGGCGAUUUCGGGUGAGUACUCCUCUCAGUGGCAGACAGCCAUGGACGCAGAGAUGGCUUCCUGGAAGUCCACAGGCACCUACGUCGACGAGGUUCCCCCACCUGGGGCGAACAUCGUCAGUGGCAUGUGGAUUUUCAGGGUGAAGCGGCCGCCGGGUUCUCUGCCUGCCUUCAAGGCACGUUACGUUGCUCGAGGCUUCAGUCAGCGUGAGGGGGUCGACUUCUUUCAGACCUUCUCCCCCACCCCGAAGAUGACCACUCUUCGGGUGUUGCUACAUGUUGCAGCUCAGCGUGACUACGAGCUGCACUCCCUCGACUUCUCCACAACUUUCUUACAGGGUAGCCUUCACGAGGCCAUCUGGUUGCGGCGUCCACAGGGCUUCACUGGGUCGUUUCCUGAGGGUACCCAGUGGAGCCUACGGCGACCAGUGUACGGCCUGCGUCAGGCGCCCCGCGAGUGGCACGACACACUGAGGACGACACUUGCGGCUCUUGGGUUUGCUCCUUCGACUGCUGACCCGUCGCUGUUUCUACGCACCGACACUUCUCUGCCGCCGUUCUACAUCCUCGUAUCACCCGGGACAGAGCACGGCGCACCAUCACCCUGA
Messenger RNA from Closterium sp. Naga37s-1, 1650 nucleotides. Lineage: Eukaryota; Viridiplantae; Streptophyta; Zygnematophyceae; Desmidiales; Closteriaceae. The record is from the annotation of a GenBank genome assembly.